This is a messenger RNA of Acanthoscelides obtectus, 623 nucleotides long. The record is from the annotation of a GenBank genome assembly. NCBI's taxonomy places the organism in Eukaryota, Metazoa, Arthropoda, Insecta, Coleoptera, Chrysomelidae.
CACAAUAGAAUAGUAAUUUAUAAGGAAUUUUUUGUUUCAGGUGUUGAACUACUCGAUGGUGUAGUAAUAUGCCAUAUAUAGGCAAACCUUUGCCUGAAAAAAUUAGUAUGGCUUUAGAUGAACAGCAAAAACUGUUGAAUUCUGUACUUGCUGUUAAAAGUCUCGACUUCAUGGAGGGGAAAAGAAGUAAGAUUUGGCAGUUUUUUAGCAAAGAAACAGAAAAUAAGGCGAAGUGUGAUAUAUGCCAAUGUUCGUAUUCGAUCAAAGGGGGUUCAACAACAAACUUAAAAAAACAUUUAAUGACAAAACAUCGACCGUCCUAUGAUAGCGUAUUCUCGUUAAAACCUUCAACAUGUAUAUCUAACCAGCCUAGUCAACAACCUGUUAAUUUACCAGAAUGUUCGCAAUUUCAAGCUUCUUCAAAUGAACCUAAAAGAAAGAAAGAAGCUCAGCAAACCGACAUCGCAUUAUUUACUAGAAAACCUCUAAGUAGAUUGCUGAAGCGUGAACGCUGCAUAUUCGCUGGUGCAUCCGUAAUGAAGACUUUUGUGACUGUAAUCAAGCGUGAAGAGGAAAUAAGCCACUGUGCAGUAUACAAAGAGCUGCUUGCGAAUGAUGUAUAA